AUGAGGCGUCUCUCGCAGGCACUCGUUGCCUUGUUGCUUGCUUGGGGCGUGCGAGGAGAGGCUGAUGCUAGUUACCAGCGCCAGGGAAGCCUGCAGCACAAUGCACAGCUGAACGUCGUCCGCGAGGUAGUUGUUCGGGUAGAUCAGAAUGGAGACCCCAUCGACGUGGGAACGAACCACCACGCCGCUGAGACUUUGGCGGCAGCAGAGCAAAGAAAAGUUAGUAAACCGGCUGCAAUUGUCCCAUCAGUGCCGCCGAUGUCAAAUCCCGACUCGGAUAUCUCCAAGCCACCACAUCCAGCCGUGCAACAUGAUACAGAUAUCACAGCUCGUACUGCUCCUAUCCAUGUCAAUAAGAAGUCUACGCCUCAUCCUCCCCCUCACCAACAUCCACAUGCGCCGGCCCAUCCUCGUCCUCGGGAGCAGCGUCAAUUCGGGAUCUCUUACUCACCCUACAAACCCGAUCGAAGCUGCAAGACCCAAGAGGAGGUGAACAAGGACUUCGACCGACUAUCGCACCACUCAUUCAUCCGCAUCUACGGCACGGACUGCGACCAAACGAAGACAGUAACCACCGCCGCACGACUGCAUCACAUGCGCGUCUUCGCAGGAGUCUACGAUCUAACGGACUUUCCCCAAAGCCUGGACCCUAUAAUCGAAGCAGCAACCCUCCCGAACGGGAAGAAGGACUGGUCGAUAUUCCACACGAUAGCAAUCGGCAACGAGCUCAUCAACGGCGGCCGUAGUUCCCCUGCUAACGUCGUGAGCGCAGUGAAUACGGCGCGGUCGAUCUUGCGGAAGCAGGGAUACAAGGGCCCCGUCGUCACCGUCGACACAUUCUCCGUGCUCCUACAGCAUCCGGAGUUAUGCAUCGCGUCCGACUAUUGCGCCGCGAAUUGCCAUGCUUUCUUCGAUGCAACGCAGCACGCGUCCGACGCGGGCGCUUAUGUACUCAGGCAGAUGCACAGCGUUUCGGCCGCUGCUGGUGGGAAGCGCACGAUGAUCACUGAGUCUGGCUGGCCUCAUGCUGGAAGAGCCAACGGUGCCGCUAUCCCUUCACCUCAGAACCAGCGCGUUGCUGUCGCUAGUCUGAGGCGCAGUUUCGCGCACCAGCCUGAAGAUCUGGUGCUCUUUACUGCUUUUGAUGAUCUUUGGAAGCCCGAUAACCAGUGGACUUUUGAUGCGGAGAAAUUUUGGGGGAUUCAUUAG
Molecule: messenger RNA, 1209 nt
Organism: Penicillium lagena
Lineage: Eukaryota; Fungi; Ascomycota; Eurotiomycetes; Eurotiales; Aspergillaceae
Gene: scw4
Product: putative cell wall glucanase (Scw4)
Exons: 3
Coding region: 1-1209 (402 amino acids)
Biological process (GO): cell wall organization
Cellular component (GO): fungal-type cell wall; extracellular region; cell surface
Molecular function (GO): glucan endo-1,3-beta-D-glucosidase activity; 1,3-beta-glucanosyltransferase activity
Source: RefSeq, a predicted model, not a curated record